AUGGCGAAGAACAUCCAGUUUAGUAUUAUAGCGUUGGUGGCCGCACUGACCCUAAUCUCUGCAGCUCCUCCGACAUGUUCCAAGGAAAAAAAAAUAUUCGUGUCACAUCCUAAAUCCCUUCAAAAAGAAAAUGGUGAAAUUUAUUGUUUUUAUAAAGAAGGUCAACCAAAAUCAGAUGUUUGUGAACAUCAAUCACAAAUAGUUUAUACUUCAAACCAAAAACUAGAAUAUGUUGAAUUACAAGAAACUUCCUUUCAGUCUUGUAUUAUAUUAACUAGCUUAGACAUACCGGUCCCGGAAAUUUGUCUCAAUUAUACUGCCAAGGCCUCCGAUGAGAACUCUGAAAAUCCAGCAACCAUCUGUGUGGUAUUUAACCCUGAAGGACCAAAUAUUCCUCCAGACCAAUCAACAUUGAUCAACAUGGCAGAUGGAAAAAAAUCAAGAAUUGUUCCUAUAGAAAUGUCGUCAACUGAUGGGAUAUCAGACAUCACCAUUACAGAUGUUUCACCAAAAGAGUUUACGAAUUACAUCCGUGUGAACUCUCUUGAUCCAGAAUCGCUAAACUUCACCAUCACUGAAACCAUUACUACCUCUACUGAUAUAGAUGUAUCUAUGAUGGUAACAGAUAACGGUAAUCCUAAAUUAAAAUCAAUGGCUACCUUCAGGAUGCACGUGAUAAAUGAGUCGAUUACUUGUGAUGACAUGAUAUCGAUUGUAAAUCCUUCAGAUUCUGUUGGUAAAAAUGUCGGCAAUGCGUCCUGUAGUUCUAAAACUGGAACAUUGAACUUUACUAUAACAGAAGGCGGUGUAAAGUUUGUACGAAUGGAUAGUGUCACCGGAAGUUUAACGUUAACGUUCACAAAACCUUCUGUUGGCGUAUACAACUUAACAGUUACAGUCCAAUCAUCUUCUGCAUUGACUAUACAGUUUAAAUUACAGAUACAAGUCGGUUACCCACCAAUAUUUACCAACACACCGUAUACCUUAUCUGUUAACGAUACCACAGGGCCUGGUGUAUGCUUCAAUGAUAUUAUCUCUAUUGAUCCAACCACGCCAGAAAAGGUUAUCUAUAGAGAUAUAGAUAAUUCGGUUAUAUUUUAUUUCCCCUACAGUAACAGUACCCUAUGUACUAAAAAAGACUUGUUCUCUGAAAACCGGAAGGAUUACAAUGUACUUUAUAAAUUUGAUGGGUCUAACAAAUUUGGGUCGUCGGAAUCUGCAAUAACGAUUACAAUAAAAGUUAUAAAACAGAUUCCUGUUAUAACAUUUAAUACCAGCACAGAACUAGAGGUGUCAGAAAUCACCGUUUUGAAAACAAUCAUUACAACUUUAACUAUUCAGCCUCAAAGGCCAGUGACCGAGGUAAAGCUUACUGACCAGGCGAACCUACCGUUUGCUUUACAAGUCGGCACACCAUCUGGAUAUGAAAUAAUAGUAAAAGACGAACUGGAUGCUAACAAUACUUCUUUUUACUUGUUAUCCAUAAAGGCAAGUAAUGUAGAUGGUAUUUCCACAGCAACUGUCAAUGUAACCAUUAUGGAUAACGUAGCGCCGAGUUGUGAAAAGAAUUUAUUAGAACCAACUGUAAAUCGUGGAGUGAACGAGGGUCAUAUUGUACCAGUUGAAAAUCAAUGUAGUGAUGUUGAUGGUGAUGCCAUAACUUUUAACUUUACUUCAGAUACACCAUCUUAUAUCACAGAUCACUUUUCGAUUGUUUCUAACGAAUUCAGAAUUACUGUUAAAAAACAACUAACUGAUUUGAGUGUACAGGAAUUGAAGAGUUUGAAGUUUACAGUAGAUGUAUCGGAUAGUUUUAACUCUCAAGUACAGAUUGAAGUGAAUAUAUCGAUAUUUGUUGAUGCCCCCACUUGCGACACAAACCCUGCCAUAACAGUACCAGAGACCCUGGGUGAAGGCUGUGUAAACAUCAGUGCUUUUUGCAAUGGUACAGAUGGAUUAAGACUUGAAUAUAGCAUACCAAAUUUUAUUGCCACAACCCUAGAAAAUGGUGAUAUUCAGAUUUGUGGUGAUACAGCCUUGGAAGUGGGUACCUCUCAGAUCAAGGUUGUGGUGGAUGAUGAAUUCAACCGGCUAGAAAAAUCAACAAAUCUAACUAUAACUGCAGUGAAUAAACAUCAACCAGUCUUUGCCAACGUAGGUGGUGAAACCACUAUUGAUUUGUCAGAAAACACGACUGUAGGAUCGGAAGUUUUCACAUUUACUGUUACUGAUGAAGAUGAUGGAGAAUUUGGGAAGUUUACAGUAACGGCAGUAAUGGAAGAUUUUGAAUCGGGAAUCUUUCAAGUGUCAGAUAACAAUAUCAUUCUACUGAAAAAAUUGAAUGCAUCAUCAACAUCCGUAUAUACAAUAUUCCUAACAGCAACAGAUACUGGCGGAUUAAAUGCUAAUUUAACUGUAGUGAUAAAUGUACAGGACGUAAAUGAACCACCGGUCUGUAUUCAACCAACAACAUUCAAUAUAUCAGUGCUGAUGGAUGAAGGUGAAGUUGGAAAUCUGCCGUGUUAUGAUUAUGAUGUUAGUUCAGACUUUAAACAGAUAAGCUACAAUCUCAUUCAGCCACAGUCUAUGUCAGUUCCGAUGGAGGUAGACGACGAAGGAACAUUAAAAGUGACGGGAAGUCUAUUGGAUAAACCUGAAACUCUGGAGUUUACUGUGGAAGCUUCAACUGGUGACCAAACCACGUCUAUAAAAGUCACAGUAUAUCUUUCACGUAUGUUUCCUUUCCUUUUGACUAAACUGAUAACAAGUGACUUCCCACCAUCGUGCAAUGCCACAUCCAUCAGAACAACAUUUAAAGAAGAUUCAUCAGGAUGUAGUCAAGAGAAGAUACGAUGUUCAAACCAAGUAUCCAGUCCAAUGACCUUGGUUAUCACCAAUGAUAAAACUGGGGAUUUAGACGUUCAGAUAACUAAUGACACUGUGGAACAACUUGAUAUAAGAGUGUGUUUAUCACAAAGUGGAAGGCAAAAUUUAUUUACUUAUACGAUCGGUAUCAGAGUUGAGAAUGAACUGGGUAAGGUAGACAUUAACUGGGAAGUGAAUAUAGAAGACAUUAAUGACGCACCUUACUUCAAGGAAAAUAGGUACACGUAUCAAUUAAAUGAGACAACAAAUAAACAGACUAUGGUGGCUACGAUCAGUGUCUUUAAUGAACCCGAUCCCACUGAUCCUAAUAUCCAACUAGUUGAUCCAGAUACGCUAGACAAGUUUAAUAUCAAACAUAUUUCUGCUGACGGAAAGGUGAUGGAUAGAGUAACUAAACAGGAAAAAGCGGGUGCUGUUCUAGCUAUAUCUUAUGAUGACAAAUCCUUCACUGUAACGAGCAGUUUAAAACCUGAAUUGUACUAUCAAUUUGAUGUCCAGGCAGAAGACGGAGGUAAAUUAACAGCAUCAUCCAUCGUCACAUUUAUGGUGAAUGACGUGAAUCAGGCACCGACCUGUGAUGAGACCAACCUUCAAAAGAACCUAUCUUUGUUACAAGGUGUAUCACAAAUUUUUAUAUCUGUGGAUUGUUCGGAUACAGAUUUUGAUGAAAAUUUCAAUUCUUUGUCUUACUCUCUGCAAACCCAGACAACAGAUGUAUUUGCCAUCAGUGGCAAUGGUAACAUAUAUCUGAAUAAAAAGUUACCCAGAGGCACCAGCCAACAUAUAAUCAACAUAAUUGUAAAGGACGGUGGAGGUCUAACAACUUCUUCUACACUCACUGUUAAUGUUAACAGAGAUGUGGGUGCUGAAUGUACGCCUGUGAUUUCACCACCUAAUGUCUGGUUGAAAGAUGAAUGUAUUUCUAUAGAGAGUAACUGUGUGGAUCCAACAGCUGACGAAACUAGUACUUUAUCUUACGAAACUACAGGCGACUAUUCACCCGAUUUCUAUGUUUCUGAUGGACUAGAUGGUACCAAUGUCGAACCAUCAGCACCAGAGCUGAGUAUUGGUCCAGUAACAACCAACAGUAUCACAAUACUAUGGUCGUAUACCAGGCCUGAUGCUGUGUCCUUCAUUGAUCGGCAUAUAGUAGAAGUGAAAACAGUUGACAGUAUUUAUACAGUAGUUCAGAACAGCGUGACGUCGUAUCAAUUUAAUAAUCUCCAACCACAGGCGGUUUAUUCUUUCAGAGUAAUCGCUGAAACAAACAACAAAAACCUGACAACAAUCUAUAAACAUAUCACUACAAGAGCGAUCCCUAUUCUAACGAACGUUUUGAUAGGUUUUAAAGUAUUAAAUCGUGUUUGGAAUGAUAAAAUGGUGAAUAACCAAUCUCAAGAAUAUAAACAACUGAAACAAGAAACUGAGGAAAAUGUGAGAAUUUAUUUUUCAUUAUCAGUUUUAUACUGCUCUCAAAGAAAAAUUCGGGGUGACACAUCCUACUGUCAUAUACCUCAUGAAGAAGAAGAAAGACCAGGGAGUGUUAUAUUUGAUGGUAUCAUGUUUGUAAAUCAGAGUGGUACGGUCGAGGAUACAUCUCAAACCUUUUUAGAUCAGGUUUAUACUGGUACAUUGGGCAAUUUGACCGUACAGGACGGUAUAGUCCAUCAAGGAGAUCAGUACAUAUCCUCGGCGACCUUAACAUUGCGUGAUGGUGAUCCAGAUAAGUUAUUAGAAGGAACAUCAAUAGAAUAUGCCUGUAAAUUUAGACUAGUUAGUGUCAAUGGUGUAACUAAACCAAACGUUCGGUGGUUUUUAGAUGACACGCUUUUAAUAGUAACUCAUACACCAAGAAUCAAAAUGAGGAAUUCAACAGACUCUAAUGAUAGAUUUGGGUAUCAAUAUAUUAUACAGUUUGAUAAAGCUAUACCAAGUCAUGCUGGUUUGUUGACAUGUAUGGUUCAAAGUUCAUCAAAAUCAUCUAUCAAUUCGUCGGCAACAGAAGCAGUAAAAAUAAUCUCUAAACCAGUUGUAACACUGUGGCCAUUAUCAACAUUUUUACAAGAUGGAGAUUCAGUUACAUUAAAAUGUUCUUCACCGAUUUCUCCAGUAACUUAUUCUUGGUUUGAUGCCCAAACUGGUAUCGAGAUCUCUUCAGCCAGAAACCUGGAUUCUUACUCAGUAUCUAUUGUGGAUAAAGAUAUACAAGUAUAUUGUAAAUGUGAAAAUUUAGCAGGAAUGACUCAAAGUCCAACAGCAACAAUUCACCAUACACCCUCUAUUACUGAUAGUUUACCAUGUAGAAGUUCUACUGAUGCCAGAAAUACGACAUGGCCACCUGUUAAAGCUGGUACCAGGGUGAAGUUAACAUGUGGAGAAAACUAUAAUGGUAUUUAA
This is a messenger RNA of Lottia gigantea (owl limpet), 5283 nucleotides long. RefSeq lists its product as hypothetical. Gene Ontology annotation, molecular function: calcium ion binding; protein binding. Bases 1 to 5283 code for a protein of 1760 amino acids. The record is from RefSeq and is a predicted model, not a curated record. Gene Ontology annotation, cellular component: membrane. Lineage: Eukaryota; Metazoa; Mollusca; Gastropoda; Lottiidae. The transcript is spliced from 29 exons. Gene Ontology annotation, biological process: homophilic cell-cell adhesion.